This is a messenger RNA of Notolabrus celidotus (New Zealand spotty), 1636 nucleotides long. It is a transcript of the gene slc14a2, whose product is annotated as solute carrier family 14 member 2. Lineage: Eukaryota; Metazoa; Chordata; Actinopteri; Labriformes; Labridae. Gene Ontology annotation, molecular function: urea transmembrane transporter activity. Gene Ontology annotation, biological process: urea transmembrane transport. The transcript has 11 exons. Bases 84 to 1595 code for a protein of 503 amino acids. The record is from RefSeq and is a predicted model, not a curated record. Gene Ontology annotation, cellular component: membrane.
AAACUGCAACUUCAUUUCAAGUCUCCACUCUACAGCUUUACAGAAGCUGGCUACCCUUGCAGUCUGAGCCUAUUCAGGGACUUAUGCCUGGACAACACUGCACAAAGGGUAUUCAGAAGAAUAUCAACAGCUCCACUCCUGCUGCUCUGUUCACCACCUCUCCUCCCACUGCCGUUGAGCUCCAGCCCCUGAUGGCGCAACUUGACCUGUCCUCUUCGAAGGACAAAUCCCAGGAGGAUGGGAAAAAGGACGUAAAAAACCCCAACUUGCAGAAGGCCAAGAACUGCUUCCUCAAAGGAGUGUCAUACUUCUCUGGAGACAUGGAAGUGUUUGGAAAAUUGAUGGAAAAACAGUUCUUCUUGCUGCAGUUACUGGACUGGGUUCUGCGUGGGGCUGCUCAGGUGAUGUUCGUCAACAACCCUCUAAGUGGCCUCAUCAUUUUUGCCGGCCUCAUCUUGCAGAACUACUGGUGGGCUCUGAACGGCUUUGUGGGCACACUCUUUGCCACCAUAUCUGCCCUUAUUCUGCAACAGAGCAGGGGUGCAAUUGCUGCUGGUCUCUACGGUUACAACGGCAUUCUUGUGGGUCUGCUGAUGGCUGUGUUCUCCAAAGAAGGAGACUGGUACUGGUGGCUCCUUCUACCCAACAUCUUCAUGUCCAUGAUGUGCCCUAUAGUAUCCAGUGCACUGGCAUCGAUCAACAGCCGCUGGGAUCUGCCUGUGUUCACGCUGCCCUUCAACAUUCUAGUGUGUCUCCACAUGGUUGCCACUGGACACUACAACAAUCAUUUUCCCCAAGUCCUCAUUCAGCCUCGCUCAGAACUGCCAAACAUCACUUGGGCUGAAAUCGACUUGGCCAAGCUGUUCAUGUCAGUGCCUGUUGGAAUAGGACAGGUCUAUGGCUGUGACAACCCUUGGACAGGAGGAAUCUUCAUCAUCUCGCUCUUCAUCUCGUCCCCCAUCACCUGUGCUCAUGCUGUCCUGGGAUCUGCAGUGGGCAUGGUUUCUGGCUUGGCUCUGGCAGCUCCAUUUGGAGACAUUUACUUUGGCCUCUGGGGUUACAACUGUGUGUUAGCCUGCAUUGCCAUCGGUGGAAUGUUUUACGCUCUAACCUGGCAGGUGCACCUGCUAGCCAUCACGUGUGCUUUCUUUUGUGCAUACCUUGGCUCAGCCAUUGCCAAUAUCAUGUCCACGUUUGGUCUGCCAGCCUGCACAUGGCCGUUCUGUCUAUCUGCACUUACUUUCCUCCUCUUAACCACGGGGACCAAUAGGAUCUUCAAGCUGCCACUGGCCAAAGUCACCUACCCCGAGAAAAACCUGGUCUACUUCUGGAAGAUGAAGAAACAGGAGAAAAAUGAGAAGGCUGAGAAAGAGAAGAGCGAGAGAGAGGAAAAGCAGAGAGCCAUUGUAGAUGAAGUGAUACUAAAUGAGAAGGAGCAACUUAGGCUGGAGCUUGAAAAAGAAGAAGGAAGUGAGGCAUUGGACGGAGAAAUUUAUGAGUUACGCGUUGAAGACGGUGCACCUAGUGAGGAACACCAUGCUGCUGAAGGAAAACAAAUCAAACACACUAAUGGGGAUCCAGCUGAUUAUGUUUAAAAACAAAUAUCUGUGUGUGUGUGUGUGUGUGUGUGUGUGAG